Wallemia ichthyophaga EXF-994 is the source of this 4269-nucleotide messenger RNA. Its product is annotated as DNA topoisomerase 2. NCBI's taxonomy places the organism in Eukaryota, Fungi, Basidiomycota, Wallemiomycetes, Wallemiales, Wallemiaceae. The record is from RefSeq and is a predicted model, not a curated record. Gene Ontology annotation, molecular function: DNA binding; DNA topoisomerase type II (double strand cut, ATP-hydrolyzing) activity; ATP binding. The transcript is spliced from 8 exons. Gene Ontology annotation, biological process: resolution of meiotic recombination intermediates; sister chromatid segregation; DNA topological change. Bases 1 to 4269 code for a protein of 1422 amino acids. Gene Ontology annotation, cellular component: nucleus.
AUGCCACCAAAGCAGACAAAACUCAGCUUCAACAAGAAAGCUCCGAGUGAAUCUGAGCAAGACGAUUUCGAGAUUUCUGAUGGCAGCGAUGUUGAUAUGCCACCGCCAAAGAAAUCCAGUUCGACAAAAUCAAAAUCAAAGUCAAAGGCUCCUCAGAAUGACGACGACGACGCAAGUGAUAAUGACGAUGAUGAUGGCGUUCACAGCAUCCAACCACGAGGAGGCUCCACCAAGCAGAAAUCUGCCUCAGAGACUUACCAGAAGCUCUCACAACUUGAACACGUUCUUAAAAGACCUGAUAUGUACAUCGGUAGCUGUAUGUCCCACGAAGAUCACCACUGGGUCUUUGACGAUGAAAAUAAAAAUCUCAUCGAGAAAGACAUCUCAAUAGUACCCGGUUUAUACAAAAUUAUGGAUGAAAUUCUCGUCAAUGCUGCAGAUAACAAGACACGUGACCCAAGAAUGGAUCUACUUAAAGUUGAAAUCGACAGGGAAGAUAACAAAAUUAUGAUUCAAAACAACGGUAAAGGUAUUCCUGUUGAAAUCCACUCAAAAGAGAAAAUAUUCAUACCUGAGCUUAUCUUUGGUUCGCUUCUGACUUCAUCAAAUUAUGAUGACGACGACAAGAAACUAACCGGCGGUCGUAACGGUUUCGGUGCAAAGCUCACAAACAUCUACUCCACGGAGUUCACCGUUGAGACAGCAGACAGUGAAAGUGGAAAGAAAUUCAAGCAAACUUUCCGCAAAAAUAUGAGCGACAGGGAGUCCCCUAAAAUCACAAGCAACAGCAGAGGUGAGGAAUACACCAGAAUCACCUUCAAACCAGAUCUCGCUCGCUUCGGUAUGGACAAAAUCUCUGAUGACAUGUGCGCUCUCAUGACAAAGAGAGUCUACGAUAUGGCCGGUUGUCUUCCAGGUGUCAAGGUUUACUUAAACGGUACCCGCCUGCCUAUCCGCAACUUUAAGCAGUACGUUGAAAUGUAUGUCGCAUCCUCCCAAGGUAAUGAGGGUGAAGCCUCCACAAAAAAGCCAACUAUCAUUCAUGAGCGCGUCAAUGAUCGCUGGGAGGUGGCAUUCGCACUUAGUGAUGGUGUUUUCCGGGAGGUCUCAUUUGUCAAUUCUAUCGCUACAACUAAAGGUGGUACUCACGUCGAUCACGUCACCAAUCAAAUCGCAAGCAAGCUCGCCGACAUUGUCAAAAAGAAAAACAAGGGCUCUAACGUCACUGCUGGUAAGAUGAAGAAUCAGAUGUGGAUUUUUGUCAAUUCUAUGAUUGAAAAUCCUGCUUUCGACUCUCAAACUAAAGAGACGCUCACUCUUAAAGCCACACAAUUCGGUUCAAAGUGUCCACUCUCUGAGGAGUUUCAUAAGAAAGUAUCAAAGUCUGGUAUCGUUGAGAGUAUACUUGACUGGGCAAAAUUCGACGCUGAUCGUCAAUUGGCAAAGGGCGAUACCAAGACUAAGAAAUCAAAAAUCUCCAUCAAAGAUUACGAAGAAGCCAACAAGGCGGGUGGAAGAGAAGGUCAUAAGUGCACUUUAAUUCUCACAGAAGGUCUGUCUGCCAAGACACUCGCAAUGUCUGGCUCUCAGGUCGUCGGUAGAGACUAUUACGGUGUUUUUCCACUCCGUGGUAAGCUCCUCAACGUCAGAGAUGCCUCCCACUCUAGCAUCAUGAAUAACGCAGAGCUGACGGCCAUCAAGAGCAUCAUUGGUUUGGCUCACAAGAAAGAGUACUCUUCCAUUACGGAGCUGCGUUACGGUAGUAUCAUGAUUAUGACUGAUCAAGACCACGACGGUUCCCAUAUAAAGGGCCUGCUCAUCAACUACUUUGAUACUUUCUAUCCAUCACUCUUAAAAAUCCCUAACUUCCUUGUCGAGUUUAUCACUCCAAUCAUCAAAGUGUUCAAGCGGAACCAAGAAGUGAGCUUUUUCACCGUCCCCGAGUUUGAAAAUUGGAAGGCCCAAAACGAUGAUGGUCGUGGUUGGAGACUGAAGUAUUACAAGGGUUUGGGUACCUCGUCCGACGAGGAGGCUCGCCAGUACUUCAAAGCACUCGAACGUCACCGUAUUCCUUUUACCUCCACUCAAGACGGUGAUCGUGAGCUCAUUGAUAUGGCUUUCAACAAGAAGCGUACGGAGGACCGUAAGGAGUGGCUAAGAGGGUACACUCCUGGUACUUACCUGGACCAUGACAUCGAUGAGAUCACUUAUAAAGACUUUGUCAACAAAGAACUUAUUCUCUUCUCGAUGGCAGACAAUGCACGUUCUAUACCUUCAAUGGUUGAUGGUUUCAAGCCUGGUCAGCGAAAGGUUCUUUAUGGUACAAUCAAAAGAAACUUGAAAAGCGAAAUCAAGGUCGCUCAGCUGGGUAUGUCUGUUGCUGAAAAUACUUCAUACCACCACGGUGAGCAGUCUCUCAUUCAAACUAUUGUCGGUAUGGCACAGAGCUACGUUGGUUCGAACAACCUCAACAUCCUCUCACCAAAUGGUCAAUUCGGUUCGCGUAGAGAGGGCGGUAAGGAUUCGGCUGCUGCACGUUAUAUUUUCACUGCAAUUCCACGCAUCACGCGUACUGUUUUCCACCCCAACGACGACCCUAUCCUCACUUACCUCAAAGAAGAUGAUGAGUGGAUCGAGCCGGAGUGGUACGUGCCCAUAAUUCCAAUGGUCCUUGUUAACGGCGCCGACGGUAUCGGUACGGGAUGGUCGACCACCAUUCCCAACUACAACCCAGCAGACCUCGUUGCCAACAUCCGCCGCAAGCUCAACAAUCAGGAGAUGCAACCUAUGAUUCCAUGGUAUCGCGGCUUCACAGGUAACAUUGAGCAGAUGCCAAACACAACGGACAGAUUCAAAAACCAAGGUAUCAUUGAGCACAUUGACGAUUUCAAGGUUCGUAUCACUGAGCUUCCUGUGCGAGUAUGGACGGUUCCCUAUAAGGAGGAGAAGCUGAAGCUGUGGGCUCAAGGAAAUGAGAAGACAGCACCUCUGAUCAAGGACUACGAGGAGCACGACACGACGACGACUGUCGAAUUUAUCGUCACGCUCGACCAGAAACAGAUGAAGACUGCGCUUGAGAAGGGCCUGCAUGAGUACUUUAAGCUCAACGGCUCGAUAGCGACCUCGAACAUUGUCUGUUUCACGUCCGAGGGCAAGAUAAGGAAGUAUGCCAACCCUGAAGAGAUACUCGAGGAGUUCUUCUACAUCCGCCUCAAGUACUAUCAGCUGAGAAAGGACUACCAGAUGCACGAGCUCGGUGUGGCAUUCGAUCGACUCUCCAACCAAGCUCGCUUCAUCAAGAUGAUUGUCGAGCGUGAACUCAUCGUUUCUAACCGCAAACGGAAGGAUGUUGUUGCAGAGCUCCGCGCCAAGAAGUUUACGCCCUUCCCUAAACAAAGGGAGAAGAAGAGACCUGGUGAGGUUGAGAUUAUCGGCCAGGAAGAGGAGGAAGAGGAGAACGAGGGCGGAGCGAGCGACUUUGAUUACUUGCUCAGCAUGCAGAUUUCUAGCUUGACAAUGGAGAGAAUGGAGCAACUCCUCAAACAACGCGAUGCCAAGGAGACUGAGCUCAACGAUCUGGCAAAGAUGAUGCCCCAGCAUCUUUGGGAUAACGAUCUUGAUCGCUUCAUGGAAGAGUGGAAUGAUCUGAUCGAGAAGGAUGCAGAGGCUGCUGAUAGAGUCGCAAACAAGACGAAGAACAAAGGUGCGACAGCAAGGCGUGUACAGAAAGCUAUCAAGAAGAAGCGUGGCGAUAGUGAUGACGAAGAUGACGACUUUUCAGCUGCUGCUCCAAAACGCAAGAAGGCCAGUCCAAAGAAAAAGACGCAGCCAAAGAAGGAGAAGGAGGUUGACGAUGACAUUGAGGUCACGAGCAAGUCGACUAGCAAGCCCACUAAGAAGACACCAGCUAAGAAGCACAAGAUCGAAAGUGACGAUGAAUCACCACCUGCUAAGCGCCAAGCGUCUGUCAAGGGUGAGGACUCUGCAAGUCCAGAAAGGAAGACGACCAAGAGGACGACCAAGACCAAGGCAGCAGCAAAAGGACCAUCGAAGGCUCCCGCUAAGAAGCAGCAGGGUGCUAGUGAGGAAUCAGAAGACGAGAAGCCAGCUAGCAAGAGUAAGAAGAGCUCUGCUGCCUCUGAGGACGACUUUGGCGUUGGAGGGGAUGACCAACCAGCCUCAGUCGCGCCACGCGCUAAGUCUGGACGCUCUCAAACACAAAAGGCAGUGCCCACUUAUAUUGAUUUCUCUGACGACGAAGACUUCUAA